CAAUUUAUGAUGUGCGAAUCGCUCAUUGUGUUGUUGUCAUUUUCUUCCUAACCUUGCGAGCCGCCUGGUGCCAUAUAUCCACAACGGACGAACAGGUUGGGCAAUUUUCCGCCAAAAGAAGGAGCACAUUACUCAUACUCUCCGCAUUUCUAUUUCUUGGAUGAGACCGGUGGGCCCAAGCCGGGGGGUGUUUGGCAGGGCCCGCGGUCUCGAUUUCAAUAACGGACCGUGGCUCCUGAGCGCACUUUUUUCCUUUGUAAAGCACCCUUUUUCUACUCUUUGUCCAAGCUGGUGUGUUCCUGGCUCCUUGCAAAACAGCAAAAUUCUCUCCAUGAUCUGCGCGUGCUGUUUUCUCGGCUACGUUCUCAUUACUGCGCUAGCUGGCGUUAUUGUCCAUAUCUACUACAAGGUAAACGCCCAGUUGGGGGAGGACAGACAGCAGCGACUUUUUUGCCCAAGGGGCCACAUCCCGUUUCCACACGCAUUAUCCAGCGGUCUGCCUCUUUUACGUCAGUGCAACUGCUAGCGUACAACAAACAUAAUUAUGCUGGGAUCCAUUCGGAAAUUCGGUCUCGGACCGACAGGCAGACCGGCUUGUUGUCCAGGAUAAAAAAGGGGGAGAUGCAAUACCACGAGAACCAAAGUCGAAGAAUGGGCAGCUUUGGUCCCUCGUUCUGAAGUAUUUUAUUUGCUCUGCCG
Linderina pennispora is the source of this 699-nucleotide messenger RNA. RefSeq lists its product as uncharacterized. The transcript has a single exon. The coding region runs from base 161 to 526 and encodes 121 amino acids. Lineage: Eukaryota; Fungi; Kickxellomycota; Kickxellomycetes; Kickxellales; Kickxellaceae. The record is from RefSeq and is a predicted model, not a curated record.